This is a messenger RNA of Spizellomyces punctatus DAOM BR117, 1687 nucleotides long. Its product is annotated as FTR1 family protein. Gene Ontology annotation, molecular function: ferrous iron transmembrane transporter activity. NCBI's taxonomy places the organism in Eukaryota, Fungi, Chytridiomycota, Chytridiomycetes, Spizellomycetales, Spizellomycetaceae. Gene Ontology annotation, biological process: iron ion transmembrane transport. The record is from RefSeq and is a predicted model, not a curated record. The coding region runs from base 317 to 1456 and encodes 379 amino acids. The transcript is spliced from 2 exons. Gene Ontology annotation, cellular component: plasma membrane; high-affinity iron permease complex.
GAGAGAGAGAGAGAGAUCUCACACACACACACAACAGAGAGAGAGAGAUUUCCCUUUUAGUUUCUUCUUCUCUCCUCUGCAAUGACUCACUCUCUCUUUCCAUAAAAGGAAAUUUACUCUUAAGGAAUUCACAUCCAAUCACAUUUCAUUCUCUCUCUCCCCGUCUGUUCCGCUUUGACUUUGAGUUUUAACUCUCUCCCGAUCUCUCUUUAUUUUUUUUUAUUAUUUCUUGUUUUAUUAUUUAUAGAUAACUCUGUUGGAUUUCCCCUCCUCUUCCUUCUCCUACCUACCUUCCUUCUUGACUCUUUCAACAACGAUGGGAUCAGUGUUUUCAGUUCCCACCUUUUUUGUUCUCUUUCGAGAGACAACAGAGGCUGCUCUCAUCAUUUCAGUCUUGCUGACAUUCUGCAAGCAAAUGUUUGGAGAUGAUCCUCUCAUGCUCAAGCGAUUAAACAAGCAGAUCUGGAUGGGAACGGGUCUGGGCUUGCUCGUUAGUAUUGCGAUCGCGGCCGGCAUCAUUGGUGCAUGGUACGCCAUCUCGGAAAACCUUUGGGAGUCGCGCGAACUCGUCUGGGAAGGCACACUGGCCAUCAUUGCCUGUGUCAUCAUCACCAUUGUCGGCAUCACCAUGCUCAAAUCCUCUCGCAAGGGGCAUCAGGAGAAAUGGAGGAGAAAACUACUAAAGGAAAUGGCUAGGCAUAAUCAGGCUCCUCAGGACACGGAUUCGGAAGGUCUCUCGACCAAUGCAACAUCCCAAGCAACCCUUCAACCACUACCACAAGAACAACAACAACGACCAGCUUCCACUCACUGGUUUGCUCGCAUUGCCCCCAAAGCCUACGAAAAGCUCUCGUCAGAAAAGUACGCCCUCUUUCUCAUUCCCUUUAUUACCAUCCUCCGUGAAGGCAUUGAGGCAAUCAUUUUCAUGGGCGGCGUCGGUCUCACCGAACCCGGCAAAUCCAUUCCUCUCCCCGCCAUCACGGGCAUCCUUGUUGGGGCUCUUGUCGGGUUCAUUACCUACCGCACGGGUUCCCGCGCCUCCCUCCAAUGGUUCUUUAUCGUCUCGACGUGUCUCUUGUUUCUCAUUGCCGCUGGAUUACUGGCACGUGGUAUCCUCUCGUUUGAAACCAAUGCUUGGAUGAAAAAAGUCUUGUACAAUACCGGUGGAGGCGACGAGGGUGGACCCAUUCCUAUUGAUUUGCGCGACAAUGUAUGGUAUUUGAACUGUUGCGGCGCCAAAGAAAAUGGCUGGACCAUUUUCAAUGCGAUUGCAGGGUGGUCCAAUAUCGCCACAAAGGGGAGCAUUACCGGGUAUUGCUUGUAUUGGAUCGUGGUCAGUGGGUGGUUGAUUAGUGUCAAGACGAGGGAGCAAAAGCUGGCCAAGCGGGGCGAUGUCGAUGAAAUCAAAGUGACGACGACAGGGUCCCAAAAGGGGAGCCGAGUCGACAUUGAGUGAGGGGAGCCGAGUGGAGUGAGGAAAUCUACGAGAACGCUUCUAGUGCUAGCACUGCAGGCGAGGACAAAGUGCACACACCGCUUGUAAACGGGAGGCGUUGCAUGCAACUGCAAAAACUACACACACACACGAAUUUCCUUUUUUUUUUUUUUUGUUCUUUUAAUAAUAUCUAUAUAUAUAUGCGUUUUUGUAUAUAUUCAACAACAAGCAACCGCCUUUUGCACAUGCUCA